Molecule: messenger RNA, 2793 nt
Organism: Zonotrichia albicollis (white-throated sparrow)
Lineage: Eukaryota; Metazoa; Chordata; Aves; Passeriformes; Passerellidae
Source: RefSeq, a predicted model, not a curated record
AUGUGGGACUGGAGCUGUUUUUUCCCCGCAGGAGGAAGAGGAGCAGGAGAGCUCUCAGGGGCAGGAAAAGAGCGCAAGUUCUGCAGGCAAAGCAGAGAACGAACAUGAGAUUUCUGCGAAAUUCCAGGAGCAGGAGCAGAAGGCCAGCCCAGAGCAGGGGAAGAAGGAGAAGGAGGAGGACCUGGAGAGCAUCAUCACCUCCCUGCUGGAAAAAGAGCACGAGGGGGACAGCCCCAGAGCACCAAGUCGAGUCAUGGCGUUCGUGCGGGUCAAGCCAACUGCUCAUUUUGCCCAAGACAUGAUCAGGCUUGGGGCAGACAACAAGAGCAUCGAUAUCUACAUCCAGAAGAAUCCCAGGGGAGGAGUUGUGAAUAAUUCUCAGACUGACUGGUCCUUCAAGCUGGAUGGGGUCCUGCACAACACUUCCCAGGAAAUGGUUUAUGACACUGUGGCCAAGGACUUGGUGUGCAAAGCUCUGCAGGGCUACAACGGUACCAUCAUGUGCUAUGGGCAAACUGGAGCUGGCAAAACCUACACCAUGACAGGAGCAGCCUCUGAGUACAGGAACAGAGGGAUCAUCCCCAGAGCUAUCCAGCAGGUCUUCAAAUCAGCUGCAACAUUCCUCAACAUCCUGGUGACUGUCCGAAUUUCCUACCUGGAGAUCUACAACGAGGCCCUGUUCGACCUCCUGGCGCCGGCGCUGGGCCGCGGCUGCAAGGACAGCCAGCUGUGUGUCAUGGACGGGCCCCAGGGGGUUUAUGUCAAGGGGCUCUCCAUCCACCCCGUCAGCCACGAGGAGGAGGCUCUGCAUCUCCUUUUUGAGGGUGAGACCAACAGAGUGAUAGGAGAGCACAGCCUGAAUAAGAAUUCCUCCAGAUCCCACUGCAUCUUCACCAUGUACCUUGAGUGUCGUUCCAGAGAUUACACAAACCACAAAUGCCUUAAAUCUAAAAUCACCUUAAUUGACCUGGCAGGGUCUGAGAGGCUGAGCAAGACUGGGUCUGAGGGCCAGGUGAGGGUGGAGGCCGCCUACAUCAACAAGUCCCUGUCGUUCCUGGAGCAGCUGAUCAUCGCCCUGGCCGAUCCCAAGAGGGAGCACAUGCCCUUCAGGCAGAGCAAGCUCACCCACGUGCUCAAGGACUCGCUGGGUAAGGGCUGCCACUGCCCCCAGCUCCUGCAGAGCUGGACAGGGCAACUGUCCUCCCUCCGCUUUGCCACCAGGAUGAACUGGGUGACAGCAGAGCCUGUCCCCAACGAGCCCUUCUACAGGGAGCCAUCAGUGAAGGCUCUGGAGGAGGAGAUCCAGCUCCUGAAGCAAGAGCUGAUCAUGCAAGUCAACUUGACAAGUCAUUCCUUGAUGACUUACAACCCCCUGACUACAGCUCAGAGAGCAGAAAUCAGAUCCCAAGUCCAGAAAUACCUCAGAGGAGUCAUUGAGGAAAUCGAUAUUGUGAAUGUCAGGCAGAUCCAGGAGGUGUUUAGACAGUUCAAAGUGAUUUUAAGCCAACAGGAGGAAGAACUGGAAAACAGGCUCUGGAGCAAGUAUGGGAUGGGAUUCGUGGCUGGGACUGGCUCCAUCUCCAGCUCUGACCUGCGCAUGGAGGAGGCUGAGGAGGAGCAGGAGGAGGAGGAGGAAGAGGAAGAGGAGGAGGGCAGCACAGAGCGAGCUCCUGUGUCUGUGUCUGCUUUCAGGCCCCUUCUGUCCAAGCAACAGGCCUUUGAGGUGUUCAAGAAGGAGGCUGGACAGGAGAUCCACAGGAUCUUCAGGGACAACAAGAGAAUCCUCAUUGCCAAGAAGAAGGCAAGCCAUUCUGUGGCCCAGAGGCUCAACAGCCUCAAGGAGGAGGUGGAGACAACCAAGGAGGCUCUGGAGGCUCAGAAGAAGAAGCGGAGGCAGGAGGGAGAAUACACGGAUGAGAAAGGCCAGGUGAUCAUCGAUGAGAACGAGUUCUCCCUCAUUGUGAAGCUGAAGGAGCUGAAGGAGGAGCACAGGGCUGGCUUUUCUGAGCUGAAGGACCUGAAGGCAGAGAUCCAGUACUGCCAGCACCUCGUGGAUAAGUGCAGGAAAAGGCUUAUCUCAGAGUUUGAGAUCUGGUACAACGAGAACUAUCGACUCCCUAAGGAUGUGAAGAAAGCUCUGGAGCCUGGCGGGAACAUCAGACCUGGGAUGAUUCCCAUCAACAGAGUCAUGUCCCUGGAUGAAGAUGAGCAGGACAAGUUUGAGCAGGUGCAGGAGAAGGUGCUGCCAGACUGCCCGGGCUCCGUGUCCUUCUACAGGGCCAGGAUGAGGACAGAUCAAAAGCAAACCUUCAGCAGCUCCCUGGAUUCCCUCCAGAGCAUGCACAGGAAACCCGGACUGCUCCCGGCUGCUGACAAGAAGAAAGCCCUGACCUUCCUGUCCAUCUCAUAGCCUGCAUCCCAGCAUUCCCCACGGAAUGGCACCUCAGCAAGGGCCCCCUGCUCGCGUCCACCAUCGAUUUAUAAAAAUAAACAGCAGGAGAAGCGACCCACACAACCUUUGGGCAGGAGGGAGUUACUGGGGAUCGAUGGCGCUGUUUGGACAGGACAGGAGCCAGGCAGCUCCAAUGGUUCUGAAACCGUGGAGUUUCAGUUCCUGAGCCUCUGGAAAAGGCAGGAUCACAGCACAGAGGCUGCUGGGGGGAACCCAGGCUGCUCCUGAUUCCCUCUGUCCCGGUGCUGGAGCUGCACUCUCCUGGGCUUGCUCCCAUUGCAGCAACAAGUCAUGGCUUGGCCUGUUGGAGAAGGGAAUGGAACAAAGAUUCAUUUCUGGGG